Messenger RNA from Hyaloscypha bicolor E, 1464 nucleotides. RefSeq names its product aldehyde dehydrogenase. Bases 1 to 1464 code for a protein of 487 amino acids. The transcript has 2 exons. Lineage: Eukaryota; Fungi; Ascomycota; Leotiomycetes; Helotiales; Hyaloscyphaceae. The record is from RefSeq and is a predicted model, not a curated record. Gene Ontology annotation, molecular function: aldehyde dehydrogenase (NAD+) activity.
AUGGUUUUCAACUACAGCAAAUCGAAUCUGCCCAAGCAGUUGUUCAUCAACAACGAGUACGUUGCCUCCAAGAAUUCCAAGAAACUAGAACUUUUCAACCCGAAAGAUGGCUCGCUGGUAGCAAACGAUGUCGACCUCGCAGGGGCCGAGGACGUUGAUGCAGCCGUUUCCGCCGCCGAGAAAGCCUUCCCGGCGUGGAAGAAAAUCCCAGCCCAAGCCCGACAAGAGAUGAUGAACAAAUUCGCCGCCCUCAUCCAGAAACACAGUGUGGAACUAGCGGAGCUCUCGAGGAUCACCCUUGGUGCCCCCAGUGCCAUCAGCCACCGUGAGACAAUGAUCGCUGAGGAAAAAUUCAAGUACUUCGCUGCCUGGAUUGACAAGUUUGCCGGGGAAUCAUUCCCCCAAGACGAUGGCUUCCUCAAGAUUGUCAGGAACGAGCCUCUCGGUGUUGUAGCUGGUGUUGUUCCAUGGAAUGGCCCACUGGCGACCGCCUCUAGCAAGGCUGCUCCCGCCCUCGCUACGGGGAACUGCUUCAUUCUCAAACCUUCCGAGAAAACACCCUUCUCUGCUUUGGCACUCGGUCCCUUGAUCAUCGAAGCUGGCUUCCCACCUGGAGUCUUCCAAAUCCUAUCCGGGGACGGCAGCACAGGUGCUUUGCUCUCGAGCCAUAUGCGAAUCCGGAAGAUCUCCUUCACAGGCUCAAUCCCGACGGGGAAGCGAAUCCAGGAAGCAGCCGCGAAGUCGAACCUCAAGCGCGUGACUCUCGAGCUUGGCGGGAAAUCCCCAGCGGUUGUCUUCGACGACGCGAACCUUGAAAAUGCCAUUACUUGGUGCGCAAGAGCGUUGACCCUGAACACGGGACAAAUCUGCUUUGCCGCAACAAGAGUCUAUGUCCAAGAAGGGGUCUACGAGAAGUUCGUCGAGGGAUACAAGAAAGCUCUUCUCAAAGCGGCCGAGAAUAUCGGCGACCCAGAGGCCGAAAGUACCACCAUGGGACCCCUCGUGGACAAAGCUCAAUUCGACCGCGUCUCAGGCUUCAUCGAGCGAGGUAAGAACGGCCAAGGAACACUCCUCACAGGUGGUUCUCGUGUCGGCUCCCAAGGCUACUUUAUCCAGCCCACAGUCUUCACCAACGUCGACCCUGACGCCGAAAUCAUCCGCCAAGAAAUCUUCGGUCCAGUCUCCGUGCUGAAUUCCUUCAAGACCGAAGAGGAGAUCAUUGAGAAGUGUAAUGAUACGAAUUAUGGGCUUAUGGCGGGCGUGUUUACGCAGGAUAUUAAUCGGGCGCUUAGAGUGGCGAGCGAGUUUGACGCCGGCAUGGUCGGGGUUAAUUGUGUGAGUUUGAGUUUUAAGCAAACGCCUUUUGGGGGGACGAAGGAGAGUGGGUUGGGGAGGGAGAAUGGGAGUGCGGCGUUGAGAGCGUAUACGGAUCAGAAGACUGUUAUGAUUAACUUGACGUAUUGA